UGUGCGGCUUUUGAAUUUUUUAGGCAGUAGUUUCCAAACCAGCAGCCAGCGUCUGAUAGAGAGAUCGCGAAAUAAAACCAAGAUUAAACGCGUUAAAAGUAACUUUAAUAACAAAAUUCAGCGGCGGUUAAAAUCUCAGGGAUCUGAGAUCUGCGGCGAAUGAACAAAAUGAGGAAAAGUGAGAUCCACGCUGCGGAGUCUGUAUCAUGUCUGAAUAAAGCGCUCUGUGAGCUGAAGGACAUCUGGGAGGAGAUCGGGAUCCCAGAAGACCAAAGACUCCAGCGCACGGAUGCCGUGCACAUGCACAUCAAGAACCUGCUGGAUAUGAUGAUCGCAGAGGAGGAAGGAUUGAAGAAACGUCUGAUGACCAGUAUUGAGGCUUGCAGAAAAGAGUUGGCCACUCUUUAUGAUGAACUCCAGGUGUCUGAAUAUCAGGAUGAAGAUGGCCUCACCAUGCUGCAGCUGGAGAAAGAUCUCCGUACGCAGGUGAAGAUGUUGCUGAAGGAGAAGAGCGUGCGUCAGAGCGAGCUGAAGUCUCUCAUCCAACAGGACCAGGAUCUGUGCGAUGUUUUGUGCGAUGAUCUUUAUCCCAUCCACCCCGAACGAGUGCCUUCACAACAGCAGCUGGAGAACUACAGGCAACACAUCGCCAACCUCAACCAGGAAAAACAACGCCGUCACGCUGAGUUUGUGAAAAUGAAGCGUCAGAUCACCGCAUUGAUGGAGGAUCUGGAGCAGCUUCCGGACAGCACCUUUGAGAAAGAUGCCGUGUGUGAAGAUGAAGAUGCCUUCUGCCUUUCUAUAGAAAACAUCAACUCACUUAAAGUGCUGCUUCAACAGCUGGAGACUCGUAAGGCCGAGACUGAUGCGCUUUGCGUGUCCGUCCGUGGUCGGAUCGAGGAAUUGUGGGAAAUGUUGCAGAUUCCUGAUGAAGAGAGACUGAUUCAGCAAUCGCACACUAGCACAAAGAGCAAUCUGAAUUCACUGCAGGCAGAGCUUCAGGUUUUGGAGGACAUGAAAAAGAAAAACAUUGAGCGUGUUAUUCGCACAAUCAGAUCGGAGAUCGUCAAGUUUUGGGAGAAGUGUUACUACAGCCCGGAGCAGAGACAAGCCUUCACUUCUUAUUACAGUGAUAAUAUGGACGAGAUUGUUCUGCAUGAUCACGAGCAGGAACUGGAGCGUCUGAAGCAGGAUUAUACUGAACACAGCGAGUUAUACAAUGCCAUUUCAACCUGGAGCAGCAACUGGACUCUUUAUCAGGAGUUAGAGAAAAAAGCCACAGACCCAUCUCGCUUUAACAACAGAGGCGGAAACCUGCUGAAGGAGGAGAAACAGAGAGCCGAUCUGCAGAAGAGCCUGCCGAAGCUGGAGAAGAGUCUGAAAGCUCAGAUUGACCUGUGGGAAGCCGAGCACGCUAAAGAGUUUCGGGUGAACGGGCAGCCGUUCCUGCAGUACGUCGAAGAUCAAUGGACUCUGCACCGCAUGGAGAAAGAGAGAGAGAAACAAGAACGACAAAUGAAGAAAAUUAAACAGACUGAAGAAGAUCUGCUGUAUGGCACGGUUCUCAGAACCCCUACCAAAAGAAGACUCGCUACCACACCGACACCAGGAAAAACACGAAAGAUGAUCUCAACGUCAAGCGUGUGUAGCUCCACCCCCAACACGACACUUCGGUCCAUUUGCUCCUCCCCUGCCAUGAGACCACCCCUUUCCACCAGCAAGUUGAGCGCACGUACACCCGCUCGUGGCCGAACUCCUCGCGGUCUGGAGAGGAAUAAGGAGAAUAUUUCUCAACUGAGCGGAGCUUUGCGCACUAUGACCUCCAGUCCUAGCAGAAAUUACUCCAUCACGUCUGUGGCCUCCUCCUACUCAGAGUUUACUGUUUCUGAUUCCACUGCAGUAUCCAGCGGGGGCUCUCAAGUGCAUCUAAAUCCAAUGUCAAGACUGGAAUUUUGAACUCCACCAUCACGCACUGAUACUGGUGGACCAGACCAGCUCAGAUGAACUGAUGGUCCACAUCUUUGAAGACUAAAAAAGCUUUUAUGGAUACUUUAUACUGAAUGUAAAUCAUUUAGAAUUUGUUGCAAGUUGUAAAUAUUUUAGCUCUGCGUUUUAUCAAUUUCUCUUUUCCUUUUAUUUAACUUUUAAAUUUUUGAAUGAAUGUUUUCUGUUUUGAGCUUGUCUGAUGAAAUCAUGUGAUACAGUUUUUGUAAAAACUCUUUUAACACUUAUAUUAUGGCUCUCGGAUGUUAUCGUUUAUACUCUACAUGACAUUUUCGGUGUCUUUUCUGUAUUUACUUUAUAUAAUCGCACAGCGACACUAACUUGGCAUCACUCCUGCAACAUUCCUGCCAGCUAUUCGGUUGGCACCUUGUAAAUAAAUAUUUGUUUUCACUGGGA
Messenger RNA from Misgurnus anguillicaudatus (oriental weatherfish), 2400 nucleotides. The record is from RefSeq and is a predicted model, not a curated record. NCBI's taxonomy places the organism in Eukaryota, Metazoa, Chordata, Actinopteri, Cypriniformes, Cobitidae.